GGGGGGCAAAAAAAGCAGGUUUUUAAGUUCACCCUUGACUGCACCCAUCCUGUAGAUGAUGCAAUCAUGGAUGCUGCCAAUUUUGAGCAGGUCCUCCAGGAGAGAAUCAAGGUGAACAGGAAAGCUGGGAAUCUUGGCGGAGGGGUUGUGACCAUCAAAAGGAGCAAGAGCGAGAUCACUGCCACCUCUAAGGUGCCUUUCUCCAAAAGGUAUUUGAAAUAUCUCACCAAAAAAAAAAAUUUGAAGAACAAUCUAGACUGGUUUCGUGUUGUUGCCAACGGCAAAGAGAGGUAUGAACUGCGUUACUUCCAGAUUAACCAGUAUGAAGAGGAGGAUGAAGAGGAGGAG
Molecule: messenger RNA, 348 nt
Organism: Meriones unguiculatus (Mongolian gerbil)
Lineage: Eukaryota; Metazoa; Chordata; Mammalia; Rodentia; Muridae
Product: large ribosomal subunit protein eL22-like
Exons: 1
Biological process (GO): cytoplasmic translation
Cellular component (GO): ribosome
Molecular function (GO): RNA binding; structural constituent of ribosome
Source: RefSeq, a predicted model, not a curated record